AACGAAUUUUUAUUGAAUUCUGCAAUUUAUCGCCACAAAAUUAAAAAUUACAAUUACGAUUGAAAUGAUCAAAUUUAGAUAUUAUCAUUUUCAGCUUCCCGGAUCAGAAAGAUGUUUCGUUUUCUGUAAAACUGCUGAUCUUAGGUGGGAUAGAACCGUCGGUUCCGGAAAAGUACCUAAGUGUUAAACUCGAACGAUUCCUUUUAUAAUUUGCUCUAUAGCUUCAUGGCUUUUGGUUAUUCUUUGGUCAUUCAUUAAUGGAAAAACUGCUUUUGCCCGGGUGAACAACACCAUCCUGCCGGUCCGAACAACCGGACACCCUUGAGAGUUAUCAGCUGCUGCCUGUUGUUGGGCUUGCCCGGAAGACCCAAUAACACCGCAUCGGUUUCCGGUUUAUUCAUUUUUGGCAAAAGUAGCAUCAGCAUUACAGCUAGCUACAGCUGUGAAACUAAAAGACAAUACUGAAAUAAAUUAACUUGAUUAAUUCCGGAUUGAUGACAUGAAUUAAAAUUUUCUCACCGUUUUCAGUCGCAAACAACAACACCAUAUAAAAUCACCAACAAACAAAAAUUACGUUUUUGGGGCAUCAAGUUCAAGCUAUGAACUUUAUUUUGGACACCCCAAAAUCAAGAAAGCCGACUGAACUUCGUUUUGGUGUGGUGGCGUUCUCAAUUUUGGGUUAUUUAUGUUCUGCGUGUAAAGCUUUGACGCGUGAAGAACGAUAAAAAAUAAAUAAAAGUACAUGCAUAGCAGGAAUUCAAAAAAAAUUUAGUCACUUUUACCAUUGUAAUGUGCUAUCGAAAAAGCUUGAUCUAUUAAAUAUUUACGACAACAUGUUCGACAUUCAUGAACGCUGUGGAAUAUGUCUGAAAGUGCUUACAGACGAUCCCGUCGAUUCGACGACAACAAUAUCCGCUGAGCAGCUGAUUCCAGGAUCUGAUGGACAAAACUAUCAAGAAAUACACAACGACCUGGUAUCUCCGUGUGUUAAGGUAUUGCAAGCCCAAUUACCAAUAAACUACUUCUGCUCCACUUGUUGUUCCAAACUAGAGGAUGCAUACUGGUUUCGAAAUCAAUGUGUUGAAAUAUUGAAGUUUGUGGAAGCUGUUAGAGCGACCAGUGAAUCCGGUUGUCGGAAUGUGUUGGAGAGUACGUUGCAAAACAAACGAUUGUUGAUGCAUUUGCAACGGCUUGGAAUUAUAAGCUCCGUAGAACUUAAUAAUGAUCAAGUUCUACUUGAAAUUGGAUUCGGUUCAGAUGACCAGAAAAUUGACAUUCUCAUCAAUGAAGUCAAAUCCGAACAAUGUUCAGACACGGAAAUCGACACCAAACUAGAAGACUUUUCUAAUCGUGAUGGGUCUCUGGGCGAUCAAGAAGAUCAUGAAAUGUUCAGUUAUCACUCGGAGGACAACAGUCAAACUAAAAACGGUGCAAAUGCAACAACCAAACAAUGUAGAAAAUUAAGAAGACAAAGGCCCAUGCGGGGUCCUCCCGUUUGUCCAUUCACUGACUGUCGAGAAGCGUUAGGAGAUCUGACAUACGGUGAACACUUAGAAGAGUUUCAUCGCCAUGUUUGCAAACGAUGUGGCCUUAUCUUGGCCUCAAAACUCAACAUCACGAGACAUGUUGAACUGCAUAAUGAUCUAUCAGUAAAGUGCACGUAUUGCGAUGCAAUGUUCGUCAGUGUCCCUAGAAUGCGAACUCAUGCGAGGAUGGCCCAUCGUAUGGCAGCAGAUACCUACAAGUGCGAGGACUGUGAUAAAAAAUUGGGCAGUCGAACACUUUUAAACAAACAUCGGCAAAGUGCUCACUUUCCAAAAGAAUGUGACAUUUGUAAGACAAAAGUCGAGAGUCAUCCAAAAUUACAAACGCAUUUUAAAUACUAUCACAGUGAGAUGCUGUUAGAAUGUAGUCACUGUGACAAAAAAUACAUCAGACAGCAGGACCUCGAUUAUCAUUUGUUACAUCAUAUGGAUAAUCCCACAGAUGAUACAAAAAAGUACUUUUUGGUAACCCUUCGAAAAGUUAAUCUUUCAUCCUGUGAUCAAUGCGAAAAACAAUUCAUAUCUGAUAAACAUCUCGAGUCUCACCUAUCGGAGCACAUUCGUGGAGUUCCACAACGGAAAUACACAAAACGUUCGAAAGAAGACCUAGAAAAAUUGGAACUCAAAUUUCAGUGCGAUCAAUGCGACGCUCGUUACCGAAUUCAAGCUUCUUUAGAGGCGCACAUCAAAACUCAUUCGAAAUCUAGUAUCUGCUAUAAAUGUGAAGGCGUUUUCGAUAGUGAAACGGCUCUUAGUCUUCAUAUUGCUAAUGAACAUUCUGCUGAAGCUGAAACUUUGGAUGAAAAUAAUCAGCAGGAAGCAUUAGAAAGGAAGCCAUCAGGACAACGGCCUUCUCGAGGGCCUACUGUUUGUCCUAUAAGUGAUUGUCUCCAGACGCUGGAGAACCAGACAUACGCUGACCACCUGGAGGAGCGCCAUCGAUAUACUUGCAAGCAUUGCGGGAUAGUAAUGGCUAUAAAGCUCAAUAUGACUAGGCACGUUGAAAUUCACAACAAUCCAACUGUUAAGUGUACAUUUUGCGAAUCAAAGUUCGUGAGUGUUACAAGAAUGCGUACCCAUGCCCGGAGUGUCCACCAAAUGGCGUCCAACAGCUAUGAAUGUGAUGAAUGUGAUAAGAAAUUCGAAGGGAAAAGACUUUUGAACGAUCAUCGACAAGCUACACAUUUUCCUAAACAGUGCAACAUCUGCGAGAGUACGGUAGAAAGUCACCCGAAACUGAUGGCCCAUUUUAAAGCACGACACAGUCAGCUGCUUUUAGAAUGCAAUCAUUGUGAUAAAAAGUAUAUACGGCAGAGGGAUCUCGAUUACCACAUGUUACAACACAUGGAAACACCUACCGAUGAUGACAAGGAUUUUUAUCAGAUAACUGUUGAAAAGGUCACCCUCUCGUCUUGCAAUCAAUGCGAAAGGCAAUUCAUUUCUGCAGAGCAUCUUCAAGCGCAUAUUAUUGACCACAAAACAGCCCCCAUAUCUCGCCGCUAUAACCGACGUUCGAAAGAAGACCUGGCAAAACUAGAGUUGAAGUAUGAGUGUAACAUUUGUAAGGCUCGCUACCGCCUUCCGGGUUCGUUGGAUGCGCAUAUCAGAACCCACAUGGAAAGCUACAUCUGUGACGAAUGCGGAGCCAUCUUUAAAACCAAAACCUAUCUGAAGUUGCACGUGACCAACAAACAUUCGCGGGAUUUCCGCUUCAGUUGCGAGUUCUGCCAGAAGGCAUUCUCCACUCGAACCAAUCUGGAUAGGCAUCGGCGGGUGCAUACUGGGGAACGUCCCUAUCCCUGCGACUUAUGCGAGGCCCGGUUCAAAACCCAUGACGGCUACCGGAAGCAUAUGCGUAGACACACGGGCGAGAGACCAUUCCAGUGUGAGCUAUGUCCGAAGACUUUUCUGUGCCAAAGCAGCUUCAAGAAUCACCGACUGGUACACUCCGGGGCGAUGGCAUUUGCCUGCUUCUACUGCGAUCAACGGUUCAAUGUGUCAAAAAACCGGAAGCGGCACAUCGAGCGAAUACAUCCGGGGCUGCCAACCAAGCAGCAAGACGUGGCUAAAGUUUAGAGAUUUUUGUUGGAAAAUUCAAAUAAAAAGCUUCGUGAUAUCAAACAAUGUCUGGCAGCACUGUUUGAGCGUUACUAUGGUGUUAUAGAAAAGGCCUUCACUGUAAAUUUCAGUUUAUUUUUUCGUAAAAUUUUCAAAUUCACUACCGCAGACUUCCACGUUGCUUGCCUUUCGUUUGAUGUUUGAUUGCGGAGUAAUUUGUGUUUCAUUCCGAUUUCCCCGUAGAAACCUAUCCGAAGCCUUCGCCGUGGGUGCGUUUAAUUAAUCUAAACAGUGCGUUCGAGCAUUCAAAUUACAUCGGCUACGCGAAUCGAUUGGUGCAAAGGUGAGUCCAUUUAUGUUUCACUUAUGCUUGGAAAGAAUGACCGCAAUGUUUCGGGGAAAAAUGCAAUAAAUUAAUGUUUCGGGAACUAAACGGCAACGGCUGCACUAUUUUGAUUUCAGAUCGCCCAUGCACUAUUGUCUUAUAUUCCAGGGUUUGAGACAAGAUUUUCAUUAUGGGGUCACUAAAUCCACUCGCUUGUUUUUACAGUUGGGACGCAAAGCUAACUUAAAACCACAAAUUUAACAUUGAAGCUUUUAUUGUUUGAUAAGAGGUUAACAUAUAAUUAAAAUAUAUAUUGCUAUACAUUUUUUUAAAUAGUAUCAUCGAAAAAGCUGUUCAACAUUGCUGUAACAUCAGUGGGGCGAUAUUUAACAUACUUCUCUGGAUUUUUACUGAAUUGAACUUCGGAAUAUCUGAAAAACACAAGUAUAAAUCAGUAUUUCAUAAAUUAAAUCCAACGAAACAUGGUGCAACUUACAUUUCAAAGAACGAAUUGUAUUGAGGCACAAUGUGCUCAGCGUUGUCCCGCUUUAUACCCUCCCUGAGCAAAACAUCCGGUACGGAAAUAGCUCGCUGAGUUCGAACUGCAUCGUCCAGUUCCUUGUUGAACGAAGAAAACCGCUCCUUGAUCAAGGCUCGUUCUUUAUCUUUGACCCGGCCACCUGGUCCCGUUCGAGGGGCAUCUUCCAGGGGUGCAAUGCUGGAUAUUAAUUUAGACCAGGAGCUGAGAUAAGCUUUUUUCAAAUCUUGAAUCAUUUUCUGAUAGCGCUUCUCACAAUCGUGUUCGGUUAAUGAGACUAUGUCGAUCAGGUUUGAACGUUGCAACGAUUUAAGGAUGUAGUGGGUGUUGUUGAGUUUGAAAAGCUGUUUUGUGGCCAAAUCUCCGUAUUGUUCAGACUUGGUUGCGAUCGUGUAGUUGAGUUCGGCCAAGACCUUCCGCACGUAUAUUCCAAGCAAUGCCUUGUUCUUCUGCUCUACCGAUACAGUUUUGUGUGAAGCAAUUCUGUCCAAGUCAUUGGUAUAGACUGAAUCAGUUUGAAGUAUGGAACCGAUGGUAUCGCAGUGCUCUUGAAGUUGUUCCAAAAACCAAAUAGUAUUUGAAGUAAGUUCGUAAACAGUGGCGUCUUUAGGAACGCUUGAUCCUCCCCCAUAGCUUAUUGUACUGGAGCUCAUGCUAACCAUUCCACCACCUCCAUCAUUUUUGACCGAGUCUAUGAACUGUUCCAGUGCUUUGGAUCCGGUCUGCUGAAGUUUACUGAGCACACUACCCAGCUGUUGCCUUUGCGCCGUGUCACAAAUCUUAUCGAUGUCCGGUUGUAAUAUCUGGACAUGUUUCAAUGCGGAAAAUAUUCCUAAAGCAGCUGACCAUUCCUUUCGACCAAUGCUUCUCAACACCCUUCCGGUAAUAGCCUCAGCAUCCCGCACAACCAUCUCAAUCGAAGGUUGCGAUAGUCGCGAAAAAACUUCAUUGUGCCGCGAAGACGGAAUUAUAUCGUUUAAAAGCUGACGCUCCCAGACCAGCAGCUUCUGUAAUCCCAGCAGUAGCACCAAAUACUUUUCCAGCUCUUGGUCAUUGUUCUCGUUGCCGUACUCUUCGGCAGCCAAAAUAUCUCCAAAGGAAGAAUUUUUGCGCAUUGCUAGCCCUGUAGAUUGCCCCAGUUGCGAGGCUUUCAUUAGCAUUUUGUUGGCUUUGCGUUCGAAGCUGAAAUAAAAAAAAAAUACGUUAUCGUCAGGAACAUCCAAGAACAAAAUCGAACUCACAUUUGUUGUAACCGGGCCGAGGUCGACUUCUUCACGCCGGCAUCCGAAGGUCUACCGUAGUAGCGCGACUUAAGCGGCUCGUUGCCCCAGCUUCCACUUUUCUGGUGGUCUUUAAGGUUCUGUAACGACCUCGUGAUCACCUCCGAACGUUCAUCCCCGUAAAUUUGAACGUACUCCCGUCGCAGGUUGUUGUCCAGCCACUUGGAAAUCACGUUCAACUCUUCCCGAGUCGUGGUGGGCAGUUGCUUAAUCGACGGACAAUCUUCGUUGGACGAAUCUUCCUCGAUAUAAAUCAGAUCCAACAGAUCCACCGGCCGCAUGGGGGUGCUGUGCUUUUUAAGCAGCGAUUUCAAAUGAUUAUUGAGCGUUUCGCAACCAUUAUUGAACAGACUGGUCACAUUUUCCAGCUCCACGCUCUGCGGGUUGUUGUUCAGGAAAUAGUCUUUAGCUUUUUUAAGUUUGUUGAGCCCGUCUAGAAAGCCACUGACGUUACCUUCGGACGGGCCUUGGUGGAUCAAGUUGCACACAUCCUGAGAGGCAUCAUAAUGGGACAGAACCUGCUCCAUACAGUUCAGAGUUGAAUCCAGGUCUGAAACAAAAAUGUACCGUUAUUUGGUGUUUGAACUUUGCAUAAAUUCAAUAUGCAAGAUAGUUUCUUACUUUGCUGUUGCUUUUGUAGAUUCUUGGUUACAUUGUAAACGGGUAGAAUGGUUUGCUCAAGCUUUCCUAAACGUUGCUCGAACGAAUUCAGAAUUUUGGACAUCGACUGAGUCAGCUCCGAAUAUUUCUCCACUCGAUCCU
This is a messenger RNA of Uranotaenia lowii, 6507 nucleotides long. RefSeq names its product zinc finger protein 761-like. Lineage: Eukaryota; Metazoa; Arthropoda; Insecta; Diptera; Culicidae. The transcript has 3 exons. Gene Ontology annotation, molecular function: zinc ion binding. Gene Ontology annotation, cellular component: nucleus. The record is from RefSeq and is a predicted model, not a curated record. The coding region runs from base 834 to 3620 and encodes 928 amino acids.